GUUGCAGAAUUUUGUUUUGAACCCUUCUUCCUUUUCCUUACUCCAAGCUCUCUCUCUCUUCUCGCUUCCACUCUGUGAUAUGGAUUGAGAUGCGGAGGAGUUCGUCUUCUCAUUCAUCCUUCUCUGCCGGCGCAGAGUCUCUGCUGAUCAAUUACGGUUUAUAUCUGGAGUUGCCACUGAUUCGUCGUAAGGCAUGGCGCCGAUUUGGGGUGGCGAUGGUGCGCCGAGCGUAUCUCAUAUUCUCAUCGCUUUCAUCUUCGCUCUAGGGUUCGCUCCCGUGAGGUUCUUGCUCAAUUUCCUCGUCUACAAGCGGCUUGCAAUCAGAUUAUUGUAUAAUGGACGUGCUCCAUCUGUGAUUGAUGAAACUAGACAGUUGAAGGUUUACAAGUGUGCAGAGUCAAUGUGGAAGUUUACAUACUAUGUUACUGUUCAAAUGUGGGUAAUAUCAAUACUUCGCCAAGCACCUUGGUCUAUGAAUACGAAGGAGUACUUUAAAGGAUGGCCAAAUCAAGAAUUAGGGUUUUCGAUGAAGCUUUUCUGUAUGUGCCAAUGUGGAUAUUAUAUGUACAGUAUUGUUGCCCUUUUGAUAUGGGAAACUCGAAGAAAGGAUUUCUAUAUAAUGAUGUCACAUCACAUAAUUACUUCCAUUUUAAUUGGUUACUCUUACAUCACCAGGUUUUUCCGUAUUGGAGUGGUUAUUCUUGCCCUUCAUGAUGCAUGUGAUGUAUUUAUGGAAGCAGCAAAAGUAUUCAAGUAUUCUGAGAAGGAGAUGGCAGCAAGCCUUGGUUUUGGUUGUUUUGCGAUAUCUUGGUUUUUCUUAAGACUCGUCUUAUUUCCCUUCUGGAUGAUCAAGUCAUCAAGCUGCCACGCUGUUGAGCCAUUGAUCGAGGCUAACUACUUUCCUCGAACAUUUUAUUAUACUUUCAAUACCAUGCUUUCUACCAUUCUGAUCUUCCACAUCUACUGGUGGAAACUCAUAUGUGCAAUGCUCCUGCGACAGUUUCAAAAUCAGGGAAAAGUAGGGGAAGAUAUCCGUUCAGAUUCUGAAGCUGAGGAAUGAUCACUGGAUAGGAUUUCUUCAGUAUCGAAGGUAAUUGUUGUUAGUGAUAAAAGUUGUAUCUAGCUUUAGAAAGUUUUAUUUUUCAGUUUUUUUAGACUCGCAGAGCUUAUUGGCUCAAAAACUCCAUUGCUUAUACUUUCGUUUAAUGUAAAGCAUAGUGGUUAGAGCAAAUUUUUAUAGAGUUUGGCCUGUGCUCAGAAGCCUAGAUUUGUAGGCUA
Molecule: messenger RNA, 1278 nt
Organism: Phalaenopsis equestris
Lineage: Eukaryota; Viridiplantae; Streptophyta; Magnoliopsida; Asparagales; Orchidaceae
Product: ASC1-like protein 3
Exons: 6
Coding region: 194-1060 (288 amino acids)
Biological process (GO): ceramide biosynthetic process
Cellular component (GO): endoplasmic reticulum; membrane
Molecular function (GO): sphingosine N-acyltransferase activity
Source: RefSeq, a predicted model, not a curated record